GGGUACCAUCAGAUUGCAAUCCGGCCCGAGGAUCAACACAAAACCGCCUUUCAGACCAGGUACGGUCUGUACGAAUUUGUGGUGAUGCCUUUCGGCCUUUGUAAUGCUCCUGGAACCUUUCAGCACGCUAUGAAUCGGAUAUUCCAUGACUACUUGGUUAAGUUUGUCAUCGUGUACCUCGAUGACAUACUUAUUUUUUGUAAGACUGUCGGGGAGCACGUUGCACACUUGGACAAGGUCCUCAGUCUCCUGCGACAGCACAAGUUCAAGAUCAACGGUGAGAAGUGCGAGUUUGGCCGCACCCGUGUAUUGUACUUGGGUCAUGAGAUAUCCGCAGAAGGGCUGAAGCCCGAUGACGCGAAGGUGGCCAGCAUUCGUGAUUGGCCACGUCCUCAGUCUGUGACUGAGAUGAGAUCUUUCUUAGGAAUGAUAGGCUACUAUAGGACUUUCGUUAAGAACUACAGCAUAGUGGCCGCUCCUUUGACUGAUCUGACCCGCCUUGACACCCCAUGGGAAUGGACAGAUGAGUGCGAGGCUGCUUUCAGACAUCUGAAGCAUGCGUUGACGCACUACGAGGUCUUGAGACCUCCCGAUCUUGAUAAGUCGUUUAUAGGCACCACGGAUGCCAGCCAAUAUGGCAUUGGCGCCGUGCUUGCACAACAGGAGUGGCCAAAGUUGAGGCCUAUAGAGUACAUGUCCAAGAAAAUGCCGUCUCAGAAGUUGGCUAAGUCCACCUAUGAGAAGGAACUCUAUGCGGUUUACAAGGCUCUGACCCAUUGGAGACACUAUCUCCAUGGGAGGUUCUUCAUCCUUAGGACUGACCAUCAGACCAUGAGAUGGAUAAGAACUCAGCCUGUACUCUCUGACGCUCUCAAGCAUUGGAUCGAAGUCAUUGAGCAGUAUGACUUUGACCCUCAAUAUCUGAAAGGGGAGUACAACAAGGUUGCUUAUGCCUUAUCGCGUAUACCUGAUUUCUCAGGUGCGCUGAUUACUGAGUUGGAUCUGACGGACAAUGUUACUCAGUCCUUGGUGGAAGCCUAUCGCGAGGAUCAGUUUAUGUCAGAAAUCAUAUGCAGACUAGAGGCGAAGGACAAAAAGACUUCAGCCGAGUUUGAGUUGGUUAACGGCUUGCUGUUCCUUGAGAAUGCAGGGAAUAAGCGUUUGUAUGUCCCGAAUAGCGAGUCUUUGCAAAGUUUGUUUUUAGGUGAGUGCCAUGCCGCCACCGACCAUUUUGGGUAUAAGAAGACCACAACCAAUCUGCUGCAAAGGUUCUGGUGGCCCACGAUGAUGCGAGAUGCCCAGUUGUACGUGGAGACUUGUCAGGUAUGUCAAAGAGACAAGCCACGUACUCAGGCUCCUCUUGGGCUCCUGAAGCCCCUUCCGAUUCCGGAAAGGCCUGGUGAGAGCCUGUCCAUGGACUUCAUGGAUACACUGAUCACCAGCAAGAGUGGGAUGCGACACAUCUUCGUCAUCGUGGAUAGAUUUGGUAAGUAUGCUAGGUUAGUAGCAAUGCCGGAAAUAGCAAGAACGGAGUAUGUGAUUCGAAUGUUCAAAGAAAACUGGGUCAGAGACUUCGGUUCACCGAAGUCUAUUAUUAGUGACAGGGAUGUCCGAUUUACCAGCGAAUUGUGGAAGGCUGCUGCUGCAGAGCAGGGAACCCAGUUGCAAAUGACUUUUGGGAAUCACCCAGAGGCCAACGGCCAGGCCGAGCAACUGAAUCGCGCUGUACAACCCCUGUUAAACCACCAGUACCUCGCCCUGCUUGAGAAAAACGACGCGGCCGUAUACGCGUCGCGUCGGGCGGGGUACCCACCGGGGUGCGACCGGUAGCCCACAAAAAACGGGCAAAAAAAAAAGAAAAAAAAAAAAAAGAAAAAAAAACGAAAACAAAAACAGACCACGAAA
Molecule: messenger RNA, 1905 nt
Organism: Chara braunii
Lineage: Eukaryota; Viridiplantae; Streptophyta; Charophyceae; Charales; Characeae
Source: the annotation of a GenBank genome assembly